AUGGUUUCUCUAGCAUAUGCUGAGCCUGUAGAAAUCAGACGUGGAAAAAAGUCAACUCACCUAACCAUUGGGCCUGAAAAAUACAAAUAUACUGGAUGCGAUAUAUAUCAUGUUCGUGCAAAUAAUAUGCAGGACCUGAUUUAUAAACGAGGUCUGACCAGUGUCAAUAAAACCUAUGUUGCUCCUGUUGCUAGUGAUGACAAGGAUAUGAAAGAUAAUUCAACGCGCAUGAUUAAAAAGUUCUCUCAUAGUGAUCAAAAUGGAAAAUCUGCUUCUAAACUGAAGGAAUUUGCCUCGAAUUCUUCUGUUCAUCGUGGCUCAAGCUUCUCUUCUUCAACUCAUAUGAGCAAUACUGAGAAAAAAAGAUAUAAAUCAAUUGAGGUUUUUACGCAAAUUAUAAUAAGUUUAGCUAAGUGUUUAUUUAUUAUGAAGCAACAUGCUGCAGAUUUUAAAAUGCAACAGCCUCUCCAGCACGAAAACCCACAAAUUUCUAAUACUAACGCACCAACGAUUCAUACGACACAAAAUACGUUAACUCCUCAAAUUAUAACAACACGCGGUACAAAUUCCACAAGAUUACAUUCCCCAAUUGUCAUGGGUUUUGCUGCCUGGGUGCAGCUAGCCGGAGCUGGAAUUGGUGCUGCAACAGCAGAAAUAAUUGCGACGCCAUCUUACAACAACUCCUCCAACAUGUCCGCCGUACCUGUAAUUACCAUAUCUGCUCCCUUAACACCUGACCCAUGCACUGAAGAACUCUUGGAAGCCUUAACAAUUGAACAACUGUCAAUGAUCGAAAGGACCAUGCAAUAUGUUAAAAGAAAGAAGGUUAAAGAAUCCAAAAAGCAAAACCCUUUGGAUGAAAUUUCUAAUGUUACCACUGACAUCGAUAGCCUUGUUGUUAAUAUUAAUAUGCAUAAUUCGACUACACAAAAUGCCAAUUUCAAAUUCUACAUCAAUUUCACCGGAUCACCUAAUUACGACCCACGUAUAUUGUAUAUUCUUAAACCUUCUUAG
Funneliformis geosporum is the source of this 1014-nucleotide messenger RNA. The record is from the annotation of a GenBank genome assembly. NCBI's taxonomy places the organism in Eukaryota, Fungi, Glomeromycota, Glomeromycetes, Glomerales, Glomeraceae.